Molecule: messenger RNA, 1227 nt
Organism: Ananas comosus (pineapple)
Lineage: Eukaryota; Viridiplantae; Streptophyta; Magnoliopsida; Poales; Bromeliaceae
Exons: 3
Coding region: 1-1227 (408 amino acids)
Source: RefSeq, a predicted model, not a curated record
AUGGUUCAGGAUCAGAUUGCCCUUACUAUUCUGAUCCUGUCAGUAUCGCAAGAAGUUGGUUGUAAUCUUGUCGGCCUUACAUCCUCUCAUCAAGUAUGGGCAACAUUGGCAACCCUCUUUGACUCCCACACAAUUGCCCAAGAGGACUUCAUCGAGCAACAAUGGCGCGACAUCAAAAAAGGAGACACACCUAUGAUUGAGUAUCUCAAGAAUGUGAAGCAACUGGCGACGCAAUUUUCUCUAAUUGGGAAACCAAUUAUGCCACUACAGUUGAAUCGGAGAAUCACCACUGGUUUGGGUAAUGACUGGGAACCUCUUAUCCGAGCUCUCGCUCCAUCUCUAAGCACCAUGAGCACUAAUGAUAUGUCUGCUCUUUUGCUCAAUCAAGAGGCUCGCUGUAAAUAUGCUACAUCAAUCGAGAUGACACCUCCUCUCUCGGGCUUGCUCGGACCUACCCCAGCUACUGCAAACUUUGUUGAGGGAAAGGGUCGAUCGAAUAGCAGUCGCGGCGCCUCGGGGCAUGGAGGACAUUAUCGGGGUCAAAACAAAGGGAGAGGAAAUCCUAAUUAUGGCAGUUCCCCUCUCAACUCAACUGGAUUUUUUAACCCAAAUGGAGACGGAUUUCCUAAUCAAAUGAGUUUAUUCAAUCAGCAUAGGCCCAUUUACAAAGGAGGCCCGACGCAAGGAUUUCACGCUGAGCCAUCUCAUGCCCAGACAAACACUGCUCACGGAACUCGCUCUAAUGAUCACGACUUAGACUGGUAUAUUGACUCGGGUGCCACUCAUCACGUCACAGCGGACUUAGCCAAUCUCAAUAUUCAAGCGGAUCAUCCUAGUACUGAUCAACUCCACAUUGGUGAUGGUUCAGAUAACUCAUGCUUCUUUGAACUGCAUCCGCAUCAUUUUUCCAUUAAGGAUCUUCGCACGCGCCAGGAGCUUCUACGCGGCACACUUAAGGAUGGCCUCUACUGCUUACAACCCAGGGAUCGGCGCCUUUCCAUAGCUCAUGCCUUCCUGACCAUGUCUCAAUCAAGCAUUCUUUGGCAUCAACAAUUGGGUCACCCUGCUUUUCCAAUUAUUCAGCGUAUUUCAAAGUGUUCCUUCUAUAAAAAUCAUGUUCCUUAUGUUUGUGCUUCUUGUCAAUUAGGUAAAAUUUUCCAACUUUCCUUUCCACUAACGCAUAAUAAAACAUAUGUUCCUUUGGCUCUUAUUCAUACUGAUGUUUAG